Messenger RNA from Wyeomyia smithii (pitcher-plant mosquito), 889 nucleotides. Its product is annotated as coiled-coil domain-containing protein 124. The transcript has 2 exons. Bases 173 to 802 code for a protein of 209 amino acids. Gene Ontology annotation, biological process: transcription by RNA polymerase II. Gene Ontology annotation, cellular component: nucleus. Lineage: Eukaryota; Metazoa; Arthropoda; Insecta; Diptera; Culicidae. The record is from RefSeq and is a predicted model, not a curated record. Gene Ontology annotation, molecular function: transcription coactivator activity.
CAUAAGGUUGGCUACAGUUCAAAACUAGGUGUGCUCUGGAAAUAAAAAAUUUCGCAAAAAGAUUGUUACUGAUGACAACAAUUUGAUUUAAGCACAGCUGUAAUCAGUAUAGACAAGGUUGUUUUCUCAUUACAUUUAUGCCCGAGCACUAGUAAAUCCCAUUGCAACCAGCAUGCCGAAGAAAAUGGGAAUCAACACAAAAGCUGUAGAAGCUCGGGAGCGCAAAGCGGAGGCUAAAAAGGUGGAAAAGGAAAAAGCAGCCAAAGCGGCAGAAGAUGCCCUCUGGGCUGACGAUGAUAAACAGCUGGCAAAGAAAAAAAAGCAGAAGGAAGAUGAGGACCGCAAACGUGCCGAGCAAGCUCGCAAGAAAGCGGAAGCAAAGGCUCUUCUAGAAAAAGAACUGAGCUCAAUUCAAACCGCUCCGAAAGUAUCGAUUCAGAAAAUAACCCGCUCCCAGAUCGAAGCCGAGGUAGAGAAGCGCAAUCGGGCAGUCGAAGCUAUCAACAAUCCCCCUAAGGCAGUCGUUCCGAAAGUUAUACCACUGGAAGAAAAUUUGAACCGAGUCAUGGCUGACACGGAAGUAGCUCAAACCAUUGAUCAGGCAUUGGCUGUACUGAGCGUAGAAGAUGGAGAAGAUCGGCACCCAGAAAAACGGAUGAAAGCUGCCUAUAAAGCGUACGAAGAUGAACAGUUACCUAUAAUGAAGCAGGAGUAUCCUUCUCUGAAACUGUCUCAGUUGAAACAGAUGAUCUUCAAAAAUUGGCAGAAAUCACCGCAAAACCCAUUGAAUCAAAAUAAUUAGCUAUCAAAUUGCAAUUGUAAUCAACACGAAAGAUUUGAUUGUAUACGUAACAUAAAUUAUCAAAAGUCGAUAAUUGACUACAUUGUG